GCAGUUGAGAAGAAGAAAAAGAAGCAAGCGAGAGAGAGAGAGAGAGAUUGACUCAUGUUUUGCUCACAUUUCUCCUGCUUGUCCUGACAGAGGAGCGAGUUCUGUAUUAUUAUUAUUUUCCUCCUGUGGUUUCCUAAACGGAAUUAAAGGAAACUUCUUUUCGCAUGAUGUCAGACUGUGAGGGAAUUACUGUGGAUGACAGUGCCUCUGCCGCAAGCAGCAUGGAGGUGACAGACCGCAUUGCUUCACUGGAGCAGCGUGUCCAGAUGCAGGAAGAUGACAUUCAGCUGCUCAAGUCAGCUUUGGCAGAUGUAGUUAGGCGCUUAAAUAUUACUGAGGAGCAACAGGCCAUGCAGAACAAGAAAGGACCUACCAAAGUAAGACACAUAGGGCCAGCACUGCCUUCAAAGACUGCUGUUAAUAAUGGAACUGUUCUACCAAAGAAACCCAGUGGCUCUCUGCCUUCCCCAUCAGGAACCAGGAAAGAAAUUGUAUUGCCAACAGCGAAAAGCACUGUCAAAAGAACCAACUCAGCUGAACGAGUGUCUCCUGGGGGUCGAAGGGAAAGCUACGGAGAUUCCAAAGGCAGUCGCAAUCGUGCAGGAUCUACAAGCAGUUCAUCUAGUGGUAAAAAGAACAGUGAAAGCAAGCCCAAGGAACCAAUGUUCAGUGCAGGGAAGCGUCGUGUGACACAUUGCAAAGUAACUCUUCUGAUGUCAUUGACUCCAAAACUUCCCGAUUCGGAUGAAAACAAGGUUGGAUCCCUUGAUCUGCUGAUGGAGCAGCAGGAGACUGCAAGUUCUGAAUCUCAGGAAGGAUAUGUUAAAAUGUUUCUGCGUGGACGUCCUGUUACCAUGUUCAUGCCCAAAGAUCAAGUGGAAUCUUACAAUUUGGAAGCAAAGGCAGAACUACCCACCAAAAGGCUUAAACUGGAAUGGGUCUAUGGUUAUAGGGGCCGGGACUGUCGCAGCAACCUGUAUCUCCUACCAACGGGUGAAACUGUGUAUUUCAUAGCAUCUGUUGUUGUAUUGUACAAUGUUGAAGAGCAACUGCAGAGACAUUACACUGGUCAUAAUGAUGACGUGAAGUGCCUAGCUGUCCAUCCUGACAGGAUCACCAUAGCAACUGGUCAGGUUGCAGGAACAUCUAAGGAUGGAAAACAACUACUUCCCCAUGUUCGCAUUUGGGACUCCGUUACUCUGAAUACGCUGCAUGUCAUUGGGAUGGGGUUCUUUGACCGGGCUGUCACUUGCAUUGCAUUUUCCAAAUCGAAUGGUGGGAGUAACAUUUGUGCAGUGGAUGACUCCAAUGACCAUGUGCUUUCAGUGUGGGACUGGCAGAGAGAGGAAAAGCUUGCAGAUGUCAAGUGCUCUAAUGAAGCAGUAUUUGCCGCAGAUUUUCAUCCUACAGACACUAAUAUAAUAGUUACAUGUGGAAAAUCACAUCUUUAUUUUUGGACUCUUGAAGGAAGUUCUCUUAUUAAAAAACAGGGAUUAUUUGAGAAACAAGAAAAACCAAAGUUUGUUUUGUGUGUGACGUUUUCUGAAAAUGGUGAUACAAUCACAGGAGACUCAAGUGGAAAUAUCUUAGUAUGGGGAAAAGGUACCAACAGAAUAAGCUCUGUUGUUCAAGGAGCCCACGAAGGUGGCAUCUUUGCACUUUGUAUGCUUCGGGAUGGUACACUUGUAUCUGGAGGUGGAAAAGACAGAAAGUUAAUAUCUUGGAAUGGGAAUUACCAAAAACUCCACAAAACCGAGAUUCCAGAGCAGUUUGGACCAAUAAGAACAAUAGCGGAGGGGAAAGGCGACAUUGUGUUGAUAGGCACAACUCGAAACUUUGUUCUACAAGGCUCUCUUUCAGGAGACUUUUCUCCCAUCACCCAGGGUCAUACUGAUGAGCUUUGGGGACUAACAGUCCAUCCCUCCAAACCUCAGUUUUUUACUUGUGGGCAGGACAAACACAUUACCCUCUGGGAUGCCAUCAGCCACCGUCCAAUCUGGAACAAAACUAUAGAGGAUCCUGCACAGUCCUCUGGUUUUCAUCCUUCAGGAUCUGUAGUUGCAGUAGGAACGCUAACUGGGAGGUGGUUUGUGUUUGACACCGAAACAAAAGAUUUGGUCACUGUACACACAGAUGGAAAUGAACAGCUGUCCACAAUGCGUUACUCACCAGAUGGCAAUUACUUGGCAAUAGGUUCUCAUGACAAUUGUAUUUAUAUAUACAGUGUUAACGACAGUGGAAGGAAAUACAGUAGAAUUGGCAAAUGCUCAGGUCAUUCCAGCUUCAUUACUCACUUGGACUGGUCUGCUAAUUCUCAGCACCUCGUGUCUAAUUCAGGGGACUAUGAAAUCCUAUACUGGGUUCCUUCAGCUUGUAAACAAGUAGUAAGUGUUGAAACCACUAGAGACAUAGAAUGGGUUACUUACACUUGUACUUUAGGAUUCCAUGUUUUUGGGGUGUGGCCAGAAGGUUCUGAUGGAACGGAUAUUAAUGCAGUCUGUCGUUCGCAUGGGAAGAAAUUGUUAUCAACUGGUGAUGACUUUGGCAAAGUACAUCUCUUCUCUUAUCCGUGUUCACAGUUCAGGGCUCCAAGUCACGUGUAUGGUGGCCAUAGCAGCCAUGUAACCAAUGUUGAUUUUCUAUAUGAAGAUACUCAUCUCAUCUCCACAGGUGGAAAAGAUACCAGUAUUAUGCAGUGGCGAGUCAUUUAGAGGAAACCUUGUAUAUGUUACCAAGAACUGACCAUGCACCGAAGUUCUGUAUAAACUGUAUAUUUAAGAUUUAACAAUAUGGUUGCUGUCUAGCCUAGACACUGUGAUUUUUAAGUUUUAAAAUCCUUACAAACCUCAGGAAAACUAAGUCCUUGGCUGACUACCAUACUUAUUUCAGUAACUUGUUAGGCAUCACUUAAACAACAAAAAAGCUAUUUUCUCCGUGUGUCUCUUGUUGAAUAACAUAUGAAGCAGUACAAACUUCAAAUGAAGUCAUGACUUGGAUGUUUAUGCAAUAAAAAUGAACAGGACUUUUCAAUUAACUCGUUACAAGAAAUGUAUCCCAAAACUGCACUGUUGUGCUUCACCAUUUCGUUAUCUACCCUUUGAACUAUCUAACUACAUAGUUAGAACAGCUGUGGGUGAAAAUUUGAUGGUACGUCCAUUUCUGAUGAACGGUGACACCAAGCUGGGUGAUGCUGAGUGGACAAGCCAUUGAGCACUGCUGUUCUGUGAUAUUCUUUUCAGUGGGGCUUCCAUAGCUUUGCUAUGUGAAAUAUGUAUUUUAUUCAGUAGUACUUACUGAGUUUUCCCACAUUUAAAUAAAAAAGCAAAUGCUAGAAUAUUCAUUAACUUGCAUUUUUAUAUAUUUUAUUUUACAAGUGGGAAUGCAUUAUAGAAAAAGUUAGUUACAACUUAAUUUCCAUAGAAAUAUGUGGAAAGGGAUUUAAUUGCAACUAAAUUAAGUCUUACUGAUUUCAGUGGGACUAACAUUUUCUCGAUUAUGCCCAGAUUUUUAUUCUUUUUGAAAUUAAGCACAUUCUACCCCAGUUUUAACUUGAAUAUCUCAUCAGGGAUUUCCACUUCAGGAAACCUAGUUCAAGACGAAGACUUUUUUUACAUGUAUAUGAACCAUUUCUUAUUUAAAAAUAACAAACCAACUUAACCAUGUCUCAGUUGUUCAGUUGAUAAAAUAAAAAUAAACCAAUCUGUAUAUCAAUCAGCAUGAAUAUUACUACCAUAUACAUGUGUAAAAUUUUUAGCAAUUCAUGAGAAAUAGUAAGGCAUUUUAAGCUUUACUUGUCUAUUGCUUAAUGGAUAUUGUAUAUUCGUAUUUUAAGGCCAAGUAGACCACAUAUUAAAAAAAAUAAGCGUACCAUAAACCUGCAAAGGAGAUGAGGAAGGACACACAAAUGAACCAUUCAGUAGGCCAGUUGGACUGCACAAGCAAUCCAAAUAGUUUCUUGGGGCUACAGUAUUUUUAAGGGAUAUAGUGAAACAGUGUGCAAUUCAGGAAGCCUGAGCCCAAGGAUCCUGAGCAAUUUUGUAGAGAAUGCCUGGCCUCUGGUCAAACGAUGCAGCAGCCAGUUGGGAGCGCAAAAUGUAGGGGUGCCCUUUCCAUUGAUUGAUGACUUCACUCUUCACACCCUUCUCACUCACACACAUGCACUGUGUGUUUUGCAUGAACCAAUAUUUGUAGUAUGAAAUAAGACUGUGUAUUACAAUGAAGUAAGCGUGGAGAUGGUCUCAAAUAGUUCAGAAGGCCUUAUCAGUUUUGAUUGUGACACAGAUGGAAAUGUAUUGUUUACAUUGGGGAAUGUAUCUCAUGAUUUUAAAUGCACAGAAUUAUAAACAGGCUCUGAAAAGAAAGAAAUAGUAAAGUUUUUCUUAUAAAACAGGAGAGGAGACAUGUGAAUUAAUUGAGCUCUUAAGCACGGGUUGUUUAGAAUUAUUUCAAUGAAGAUAUAAUAAGUUUUGAAGCUUUUUUAUUACAUCUCCAACUUGCUACACUGAACGUGCAGGACACCAAUAAACAUCAUGUAUCAAGGGGA
Varanus komodoensis (Komodo dragon) is the source of this 4543-nucleotide messenger RNA. RefSeq names its product EMAP like 1 (gene EML1). NCBI's taxonomy places the organism in Eukaryota, Metazoa, Chordata, Lepidosauria, Squamata, Varanidae. The transcript is spliced from 24 exons. Gene Ontology annotation, cellular component: mitotic spindle. Gene Ontology annotation, biological process: microtubule cytoskeleton organization. The coding region runs from base 165 to 2711 and encodes 848 amino acids. Gene Ontology annotation, molecular function: microtubule binding. The record is from RefSeq and is a predicted model, not a curated record.